Caenorhabditis auriculariae is the source of this 1614-nucleotide messenger RNA. The record is from the annotation of a GenBank genome assembly. NCBI's taxonomy places the organism in Eukaryota, Metazoa, Nematoda, Chromadorea, Rhabditida, Rhabditidae.
AUGCCCCCGCCCGAAAGCCCGCCUGAGACCAUUGUGCCUCAAGAUUUUUCCAAACCAGUCAAGCUACUGACUGCCAAAACGCUAGAAAGAACGGCCGACCAAGCAAUCGCGAAAAUCAUCGACGUAAAAAACUUAAAAAACGCGGUCGUCCGUGACUUUGUUCACACGCAUCACAUAAUUCAGAAAAUCACUGAGUCACAAAACGCCAAAAUCAACACGAUUAAGAACGAUUCGUCAGCGGCCCCUCCUCAAGAAAUCAGCAUCGCCGCUUCAGACAACAGUUCCGACGACGACAACGGAGGCUUCCUCUCACCCACCGGCGUAGUGACGCCGACAAAGGCCGCGACCUCAUUGCAGGUCGCUUUGAACUCCCCCGCCUGCCCAGCUAGCCUCAAGCCCAGCACUCAGUCAGCAUCCUCGCUUCAAGCAGUUUUGAAUUUAGCAAGCACGCCGACCGUGAUACAUGCACAGGCCACGCUAACGCCCCCGCCACAGGUCGCCACACUCUCGGGCCCCACGCUCGCCAGCUCACCAAAACGCGCUUCGUCGAUGACCUCAUUGCAGGGCACCCAAGUUACUCAAGCCCCCGUCCAAGCUGCGUCAGCAGCGCCUCCAAGAGUCAACGUCCUGAGCAUCGACUACCGAAACAGAGGUAACCUUCAUUCUUUCAAAGGCUCACCUCAGGAAGAUUUUUCUGCUUUUAUCAGAGCUUUCGAAGAUGUAGUCAACACUUACGAGACGCCACUCACGGACUCCGCGAAGAAAGCUCACCUGCUCACCUACUUAACCGACAACGCAAGAGAUCGCGCAGAAGAAUUCCUCACAGCAAACGCCUCAGCUAAAUUCGACGAUCUAAAAAUAGCACUGGAAGGAGCCUUUCAGGACCCGCUUCGCGCCGAGCUGGCCAGACAACAGCUACGAAACUGCUGUCAGGGAGCUUCCGAGACAGUCGACGACUUCACGAACAAGGUCAAAAAGUUAGCCAACUCAGCCUUCAAGCAGCAAGGACGCAAGACGGUCAACGAAAAAUGCCUCGAGGCCUUCAUCGACGGAUUGAAAUACGACAUAAGGUUCCAUGUGAAAGCCGCCGCUCCAAGAGAUUUUCAGACAGCUGUAAGUACAGCCCUGCGCUAUGAACUUUGGUUGCAGGAAGCAGUAAGGGCCAACACAAUCGCGCCAUCCCUCGUCCCCGUGGCCAUGCUCCAGCCCCCAGCACCAGCUUUUCCUCAGCUGGAUCAGCAGCAAGCUCCGAAGUGUUUCUACUGCGCUCGGACAGGACACCUGGUUCGUGAAUGCAGGACGAGAAUGCGCGACUUCCAGCAACAGAAUAGGCAAUAUAGCGAUAGAGGUGACUUUAAUUGGAACAACAACCAGAACCGCGAUUACUCGGGAAGACCCCGGGACCCAGUUUUUAAUCAUCAGAUCCUGCCUCCUGGCCAAUCGCGCCAGUUCAACCAAUCUUGGGGAAAUCAGCCUAACGUACAAGCCAUUCAUCCCGAGCCGAACGCCUCAAGAGCCGAGGACCUUGCGCUGAUCGAAGCGCAACAGCAGCAAAUCGAAGCGCUUUUGAAAAGAAACAAUGAAAUGUUUCAGAAUCAGCCAAUGGGACACUAG